AUGAAACCUCUGUACCUGCGGAGCAGCGGGAGCUUCAAGCGGCUCCUCCUCCUCCUCUCCAUCGGCCACCGGUCGCCGACCACUAAGCCGGUGGACGCCGAAGCCGACACCAACGACGCCACCAAGGAAUCCCCGGAGGAACCUGGGUCGUCCCCGCAGCGCAGCAGCAGGCCGGCGUGGCGCUGCUUCUCGUACGAGGAGGUCCACCUUGCCACGGACGGCUUCCACGCGCGCAACCUGGUGGGCCGGGGCGGGUCCUCGGAGGUGUACCGCGGCGAGCUCCCCGACGGGGGCGCCGUGGCCGUGAAGCGCCUGCUUGGCGAGUCGGCGUGCGAGCGCCGGGAGCGGGACUUCCUGGCGGAGCUGGGCACGGUGGGCCACGCGCGCCACCCCAACGUGUGCGGCCUCCUCGGGUGCUGCGUCGACCAAGGCCUCUACCUCGUCUUCGACUUCUCCCGCCGCGGCUCCGUCGCCGCCAACCUCCACGACGAGACGUUGCCGGCGAUGGGGUGCCUGGCGCCGGAGUACUACACGCACGGGAUCGUGGACGAGAAGACGGACGUGUUCGCGUUCGGCGUCUUCCUGCUGGAGCUCGUCACCGGCCGGAAGCCGGUGGACGGCAGCCACCGGAGCCUCCUCAGCUGGGCCCGGCCGCUGCUGAGCGACGGCAAGACGGAGGCGCUGGUGGACCCGAGGCUCAGCGGCGACUACGACGGCGAGCAGGCGCGGCGGGUGGCGUUCGUGGCAUCGCUGUGCGUCCGGGCGCCGGCGACGUGGCGGCCGUCCAUGACCGAGGUGCGCGAUCACUCACAGGUGCUGGAGCUGCUGGAAGGCGGCGAGAUCCGGCAAGACCGGUGGGCGAUGCCCGAGGAGGCGGCCGGCAACGAGGAGCAGCCAUGGUGGUUCGACGAUCUCGAUGACGACGAUGAAGACGAGAACGAGGACGACGAGGACUUUAGCACCCCGUCCCCCUCUUCCUCCUCGUCAACUACGAACAAUUAG
Miscanthus lutarioriparius is the source of this 1002-nucleotide messenger RNA. The record is from the annotation of a GenBank genome assembly. NCBI's taxonomy places the organism in Eukaryota, Viridiplantae, Streptophyta, Magnoliopsida, Poales, Poaceae.